AUGCCAAAGGAUUUACCCGCCAAGCGCUGGCGGAAGCGCGCUGGUUUACAAACUUCGAAAGCAGCGAUUAGCUCAGGAGAGGAAAAGGAGAACAAACCUCCCUCCGACGAAGCGGCCAAGGUUAGGGAAGGCAGAGCCACCCUCCCGAGGAAAACCCAGCGGCUGCCGCCUCGCGACUCACCCCGGGAAGAGCCAGGCAGGACCGAGUCGGUGGCGGCGGGCAGAAGAGCAUCUCCGCUGCAGCUGACCGGGCUCCAGGCUCAGCCCCGCUUCUCCGCCAGCCCCCCUCCCGCUCGCCGCCCGGAGCCACUCCCGGGAGACUCCUCCCUGAGCAGGAAGGGCGGUGGGACGGCCGAGCCCUCUCAAGGAGCAGGUAGUUUCUUCACGCGUGGAGGAGACGCAAACUUUCCGCCGCCCACCCCGUCGGCGGACACCGGGGCGGCGCUGACCCUUCGCCGCCCCCCCGAGGGACGCCCCCCGACAGCAGCAGCAGCGGCGCCCAAAGAGGGGGGGAUCAGUGGGCUCCCAACGAGCCUCGCCCUCAGAGGGGAGCUGAGCCCUGCCCGUGCGUGGACGGGGCGGGGGGCGAAGCCCACCCCUCGUCGCCCACCUCGGCACCGGCGGGUCUCCGGCGGGGGCGAUGCGCCGUGUCGCUCCCCCCAGGCCGGGCGGCAGCUCCUUUGUGCCAGCCGUCCCGGUGCUUCCCCCUUAGAAAAACUUUCUCCGCCGCUCCCCGGUUCUCCCCCCGGGAGGAAGAGGGGGGGGACAGACAGCAGGCGAGAGGACCAAGGAGCGGCAGGGGAAGGGCGGAGGGCGAGGAGCGGGGCUUGCCCCGCGGAGGAGCGGCUGACAGAGACUUCGGCCCGCGGGAGAGACGAGAAGAGAGGAGAGGAGAGGCUGGCAGCACCCCGGGGAAGGGGGCGGGGAUGGACCCUGCCCCGGAGCCACCCUUCUCCCCCAAGCGGCGCCCGGGCAGCCCCUGCCGGCGGUGGAGGGGGCCGGGAGAUGGAGGCCAGCGGCGAGGGGAGCCCGCGGCCUCAGCCCAUGCUCGCGAACAAAGCCCUCGGCAGCACCAGGGGAAAACCGAAGUUUCCUGGGUUGUCGGCCUCUUCCCCCCACCCCAGCACGCAGCCCCAGCCCGACAAUUAAUAACGCUAAUAAUAAAUAAAACCGAGGCACGCCGCCGAAGCCCAACUACCCCGCACCGAUGAGAUGUGCGCGGGGUUACGCCUCUGCGCGGAGCGCCUGCACCGUGCCUCUAACAAAGAGCCCACCUCCCCCCGGCCCCCCACAGCCCCCCGGCCGGCGAGCAGGGCUCGGGGCUGGCAGCCGGGGUAUGCGGAGGGGAGUCCGGGCACCGCGCAUGCAAGCCGUGCCAGCGGGGCCGGGACGGACGCUAGCACGGCGGCUCUCCUCCUCCUCCCCUCGGCGUCGCGAUCGCUGCCGAGGCAGAAGGCAGCCGCCGGCCUCGCACCCCGCACUGCUCCCGGGGCGAGCCCUGAGCCUUCCUCUCCCCGCGACCCCAAAACGUCGGAUACGGACGCGGACAGGGGAGUACUGUACCUUGUCGGUGCAUGUAUCUAGGCAGCUAGAGGACAGAACUAGCUGAUGUAGUGUCCCAUUUAGUAAUCCAUUUAAGGGGAUCUCUCUGGGAAACUGGAGCCACUCUCUCCUUUGCAAUCCUUUGUCAUUACUACAUGUGUGCUUCGCGGGGGACGGGCGGAGUAUUUAGUAUUUCUACUUUCUGAAUUGCAAAUGCAAUUUGUUCAUUUCCAAUGAUGGGCGAAAAGAGGGGAGAGAACGGGGAAAAAUAAUAAUAAUAAUAAUAA
Anas platyrhynchos (mallard) is the source of this 1829-nucleotide messenger RNA. Lineage: Eukaryota; Metazoa; Chordata; Aves; Anseriformes; Anatidae. The record is from RefSeq and is a predicted model, not a curated record.